UUUUUUUUAUAUAAAGAAAAAGGUGUCUGAACAUUUCAAUCCAUCAAUUUUCUCAAUCUGCUUCAUUGUUUCUGAUUUUCUUGAUACCAAAGCCAUCUGCUUCACAGCAUUCAAUUUGCUCCUAAUUCUUGCUUCCUCUUCUAGUUUUCAGAUUUCCUUUCUCUACCUUUGAUUCCCAAUAUUUUUUUUUUCCCGAGCAACUGUUUGCUCACCCAAACCAAACAAAUAGCAUAUAGUUUGGGGUUGUUGGAUGCUCAGAUUAUAUGGCAGAACAAAUUGUAUGCUUUGUGAUCGACAAGUUAUUUCAACUACUCAUCACCACAGAAGCAAACCUUUCGAGAGACGUACGCAAAGAAGUUGGUUUCAUCAAAGAUGAGCUAGAGAGCAUCCGAUCAUUCCUCAAGGACGCAGAUGCUAAGGCGGCUGCAGAUGGAGAGACGACGAAUGACAGUGUCAAAACUUGGGUCAACCAAGUAAGAGAAGCAGCUUUUUACAUUGAAGAUGUCAUUGAUGAAUAUUUGCUCCGCAUCACACGGCACCAUCAAGAUCCUGGAUUCAUUCGUUUUUUCCAUAAAAUUAUCCGGUCGGCUAAAAAAAUGAGAUCACCGGAUGCGAUAGUUUCGAAAGUUGACUGUAUGAAAGUAUUGGUUCGUGAUAUUCAGGAAAGAAGAAAAAGAUACGAACUCAGUUCCAUUGACCAGCAAGGUCAAGAUAAUGGCGAAAAGACUCUUCUGCGGCAUGACCCUCGAGUGGCUUCCCUUUUCAUUGAGGAGGCUGAAGUGGUGGGGAUUGAACCCGCCAGAGCAAAGCUAACUAAUUUGUUGGUUGGAGGAGCGCCGAGACGCGAAGUGAUAUCAGUGGUUGGCAUGGGAGGAAUUGGGAAGACCACUCUUGCAAAAAAAGUUUAUGACAAUCAGGCAGUGCUGUACCAAUUUGAUUGCUACGCUUGGAUUAUGGUGUCCCAGACAUACAAGGUGGAGGAUCUUCUGAGGACGGUAAUCAAAAGGUUAUAUAAUUCAGGGAAGCAGAAUUUGCCAAAGGGAAUUGACACAAUAGACAAGGAGUCCUUGAUCAGAAAAUCAAGAGAGUAUUUGCAGGAAAAGAGGUAUGUUGUUGUGUUUGAUGAUGUGUGGGAAGUAGAUUUUUGGGGGGCUAUAGAACAUGCUUUACCGGAUAAUAAAGGCGGAAGAAUAAUGAUUACUACAAGGAGUCAAGAUGUUGCCGAUUUUUGCAAAAAAUCUUGUUUUGUUCAUGUUCAUCACUUGCAACCUCUGCCUCCGGAGAAGGCAUGGGAAUUGUUUUGUAGAAAGGCAUUUCAGUUUGAAUUGGAGGGAAAGUGCCCUCCAGAGUUAGAAGAUAUGUCACGGGAAAUCGUUAAAAAGUGCGAGGGACUACCUUUGGCAAUUGUUUGCAUAGGUGGUCUGCUGUCAACGAAAGAUAAAGUGGUGGAUGAAUGGCGGAAGUUAUACAAUAGCUUAAGUUCAGAGUUGGAAAGCAAUCCCCAUCUUACAAGCCUCACAAGAAUCCUAUCCCUCAGCUAUCACCAUCUACCAUAUUACCUCAAAUCAUGCGUCUUAUACUUUGGCAUCUUUCCAGAGGACUACUCAAUUAGUUGUGUAAGAUUGAUUCGGUUGUGGAUUGCUGAAGGGUUUGUAAAAUUGCAGGAAGGCAAGACACUGGAAGAGGUUGGAGAGGAAUACUUGACUGAGCUAAUUCACAGAAGCUUGGUUCAAGUGUCAAAAGUUUACAUGAAUGGAAAAGCUCGAAGUUGUAGAGUUCAUGAUCUGUUGCGCGAAGUCCUCCUUAAAAAGGGUGGGGAUUCAAGCUUCUGUCAUGUCUUAUCGAAAGACAAGUCAACUUUUAAACCAACAAAUCGGCGUCUCUCAAUCAACGUCAGUCCCUCUGAAGUCUUGGGAAGCAUUACACAGUCUCAUAUUCGUUCUGUGUUUACUUUCAACCAAGAAGAAUGGCCCGAGUCUUUCCUCAAUACAUUGAGGGGAAACUUUCAACUUCUGAAAGUUUUGGAUUUCAUGGACGCUCCAAUCAAUCAACUUCCGAAAUAUGUGGGGGAUUUGUAUCUCUUGACGUAUUUAAGCCUGAGGAAUACAAAGGUGGAGUUGCUUCCAGACUCCAUAGGCAAUCUGAAAAACUUAGAAACUCUGGAUCUAAAACAGUCUUUGGUGUAUGAAAUACCAGCGAAGAUCAAUAAGCUUGUUAAGCUGCGGUUUCUUUUGGUCUACUAUCGUAACUACAGCAUGCGUUUUUGCUUGAAUAGGGAAAGAGGAGUGAAGAUACAUGAAGGUAUUGGAUGCUUACAAGCUUUGCAAAAACUGUACCAUGUGGAGGCGAAUCAUGGAGGGAUCAAGCUAAUCAAAGAAUUGGGAAAGUUAAGGCAGCUGCGGAAGUUGGGCCUAAAAAAAUUGAAACGUGAAGAUGGAAGGGCUCUGUGUGCUUCUAUUGAAAAGAUGAAUCGCCUUGAAUCUCUAGAUUUAAGUGCAAUAAGUGAAGAUGAAGUCCUUGAUCUAGAAUCCAUUUCAACUCCACCAGAAUUUAUUCGGUCUCUGAUCUUGAAGGGGCGUUUAGAGCAGUUGCCAAGUUGGAUUUCAAAUCUUCAACACCUCGUCAGAUUGGUGAUUCAUUGGUCAAGGUUGAGAGAUUCCCCAUUGAAAGCCCUUCAAAAUCUUCCUAAUCUGUUGGAGCUUCGUUUGGGACAAAUGGGAUAUGAUGGCGUGCAGCUGCAUUUUGAGGAAGGAGGAUUUCAGAAACUUAGGGUGCUACUACUCAAGGAAAUGCAGGGACUAAAUUCACUGAUCAUAGACAAUGGGGUUAUGCCUCUUCUCCAAGAGUUUUACAUUGGAUCUUGCCCACAACUGAAGGAGGUGCCAUCUGGCAUCCACCACCUCCGAAAUUUGAGAGGUCUUGCGUUUAAUGACAUGACGAAGGAGCUUGCACGACAAAUGGAUCCAAAUAAUGGCCCACAUUAUUGGAUUGUUAAACAUAUACGACAAGUUUGUUUUUGUUACAAUUCUGGCCCGAGAUAUGGCGAUAAUGAAGUCCACUACCUGUAUGAUUCCGAUUUUUCGUCUUGGUCGAAUGCCUGAUUCCAACUUGAUAAAAAAAAAAUGGGAGUGUCUAAAGACUACAGGUUUAUGGGCCGUUAAGAUUGAAUUGUUAGCUCUGCUGUCCUUGGUUCUUGUGUAGAUUGACUGGGAGGGGCUCUUUCUUCUUCGCUUUUUUUUUUCUUUUGUGUGUCGUGCUUGGGUGUGGUCUUCUUAGCAUUUUUCUUGUUAUUUUUUUUGUGGUUGCAAUAAAUUGUUUUUAAUUAAAAAUUAAAAUAACAA
Molecule: messenger RNA, 3341 nt
Organism: Pyrus x bretschneideri (Chinese white pear)
Lineage: Eukaryota; Viridiplantae; Streptophyta; Magnoliopsida; Rosales; Rosaceae
Product: disease resistance protein RPM1
Exons: 1
Coding region: 264-3101 (945 amino acids)
Biological process (GO): defense response to other organism
Molecular function (GO): ADP binding
Source: RefSeq, a predicted model, not a curated record